This is a messenger RNA of Paraphaeosphaeria sporulosa, 2744 nucleotides long. RefSeq lists its product as uncharacterized. Lineage: Eukaryota; Fungi; Ascomycota; Dothideomycetes; Pleosporales; Didymosphaeriaceae. Bases 148 to 2475 code for a protein of 775 amino acids. The transcript has a single exon. The record is from RefSeq and is a predicted model, not a curated record.
AUGCCUAUGCAUGGAAACAUAUGUUAUCUAUCCCGCUUCCUAAGUCUUCGCUCAAGAUUCCUGUCGUCAUUCAUGCAACACAAAAGCUGUGCGCUACUUUAAAAGAGCCCCUUGGGCAACGAUUAAAGAGAAACUGACUUGUUAGACAUGUCAUCUAGUGUGGGAGCAUAUACAGGGGGUGGUCCAAGUGGGCAAUUCCAGAACACUAUCGAUUGGGGCCUUAUCGGUACAUCGACAGUCUCGGCCACACUCGACAUACUCUCUCGCUAUUGCGCCGCUGGAGUAGAUCAUUACACAGCAUCGAUCGGGGAAUUUCUCUGCAAUCACUGGUUUCAGCUUUCAACGAAUGGCCAGCGACGUAUGACGGAUGUUUUAGAGUCACUGUCAUGCAACAGCACGAUGGGUGAUCGCGUGUGGAUGGGAUUCGGCCGUCGCCACAUUGCCCGGAGUUUAUCGAGCACAUCCCAAGGCACUGUAUGUGUAGCUUUCUGUGGUGCACUUGCGGAAUGUUUUGAUGAAGAAGUCGCUGCAGAGAUUCUUCACGAGAUGGUCAAGACUAUAAAUGCACCAACCCAACUCACGCCAUCAAUAUUGCAGUGGAAGAACUUGAUAAAAGUUUGUGCUGGAAUAUUGUCGCAGUCGGACUUCGGCAGCUUCGUGGAGGAGUUGAUUCAACACAACCCGACAUACUGGGAUCUCGAUACGGAUUCCCAAAGCUAUCACAAGGCUGACAGGAGCUCAUGUCAAAAUCCCAAGUUGAUUGCUGAAGCCAUCCAAGCAAUCGGAGAUGUUUCUAAAGGUAAACUUGGUGAGAUAACGAUAAUGGGUGGCAAUGCCAUCGGUUGGCUUGCGGCAAUCUCCGAGUGGCUAUUUAGUCUCUCCACGUCGCUGGAAAUCGGGGAUGGGACAGUCAUUUAUCAGAGUAUACCGAAAAAACGUAUACAGGCGCACUUUAUCUUCAACACUACAUCCUCCAACCGCUCAAGUGGCCAGUUCUCAUAUGAACUGCAAUGCGUUGGCAAAGUGUACAACAUCGAUGAUCCAACAAUGCUCUUCCGAACGAGAAGCCCGAGCGAUGACGGCCCAAUGUGUGGAGGGCGAUUAGCCUGGGCCAACAUUUUCCAACGGUUUUUUGGGUCGACGUUCGAAUCACUUAUCCAGGACGAGAGACGAGCUUUCGAAAGUAUCAUCGGAAGUGUAGCAAGGAUGCUGAGCGCUAUUGUGAAAGCAGAUAGCAAGAUACCACGUCGCUCAAUAGCUGCAUGGCGGCUGUAUGUUUUCGCCUCACAUGGUUUGGGAUUCGUCGAAUUCAUCACGUGGCGGUUUCCUGAAUUGGCUCCUUUGCGAGCUGGUUUCGAGUCGAGCUCAAUCUGUACACUGGAGGAGGCGUGUUCAUCUUACGAAAACUCGCUGACGAAGCUUAAGAUAACAUGCGCAGCACGUGGUUGUCACGCAUGCAGUUACUCCGCGGAAAGGGAUCCGAAGUCUGAGCGAUAUUGUCAGCCCACUGUGGUCAAGACUAUCAUAGCACUAGCCCUAACACUUGCGUCCACUGAGAUUGCCAAAGACUUGUUUAUCAAAAGCGCAGGUCUCUGGAGAUUCUAUCAUUGUCAACGCAAAAUAGAAAAGACGAAAUAUCCGCCUGCUUCGGAUUCUGGACCAGCCAGCGUGGGGGGAGUGUACAGCAGUUUCUGGAACUGGGCGUCCAUGGCGGCUGUUGGAUCUGGAUGGAAUCGACAGUUUGGCGAUUACAUCAUGCUCUUUUACGGUAAUGAAGGCUACAAUCUGAUGUCGACAAGGAACGCUACUGCCGUAUCAACGGGUGGGAUAUGUAUCUACUCCAAGGUCCUGGAUCCUACCACCUUUUCCACUUUGGAUGUCGAAAAGACAUCGUUGGUUUACAUCUGCGCUGGAGGCAUCGAGCAUGAAGGAAAACCAUACGACCUAAUCAAAGACGAUGACAGACCAUCAGGCACAAAUGGGCCGGCACAUGGAGCGUUAGAUCCGUAUGAUGCGUCUUGGAAACAUUCGAAGAUCUAUGGAAAAGUUCGGGAAACUACUCAGGGCCUAAGAGUUUCUUAUCAGAUGGCUCUAGGUGAUGCGGAAAGCGAGAAGUAUAUCACCAUCUGGCCAGCGCAGCUCGCAGAAGACAUCGCGUACUCUAGAGGCUGGGUAGACUGUGAUGGUUCUGGCUGCCCAAGGAUCAUGGAUCUCACACGCUUGGUUCAGGACGACGAGUCUGGCAAAUUUGAAACACUUGGCAUGAAAUUUUGCGUCAUACCGAACGAUCCUAUGGCAAAGUGUGCCGCAAUCACUGUCGCUUUCCAGAACAAAAGCUGCGGUAGGGUACUGAUGCGGGAAGGAGCAUGUUUACAAUGCUGCAUCGGGACAGCUCUGCGAGGCGACACUGACAGUAAUUACCAAAAGGCGUAUUAUGCAGAGGACCGGCGAGCUCUAACGUGGUUUAUUGUGUAAGGCUAGUUAAUGAUCCAAGUUGUUACGUAGUAUUUGAACGUCUGAGGAUGCUCCCGCACAAAUGCUAGAUCGAACCCUACAAACUAAUGGGAAACGUGUCAGUGAAGGGGAGUUGAGAGGUCGUCAAAAAAAGCCAAAUGGUGGAAAUUUGACACAUAAGGGGAGAGGAUACGGACGGAAUCAUGAAACCCCCCAGCUCACUUCAUCGGUAGAGUCAUUGAAAAAGGCAUUUUUUUCAAGUGUGAAAUCGAAACACAUCAUGAAUUUCA